Prunus persica (peach) is the source of this 817-nucleotide messenger RNA. RefSeq names its product trafficking protein particle complex subunit 2. The record is from RefSeq and is a predicted model, not a curated record. The transcript has 5 exons. Lineage: Eukaryota; Viridiplantae; Streptophyta; Magnoliopsida; Rosales; Rosaceae. Bases 124 to 531 code for a protein of 135 amino acids. Gene Ontology annotation, biological process: endoplasmic reticulum to Golgi vesicle-mediated transport. Gene Ontology annotation, cellular component: nucleus; TRAPP complex; cytoplasm.
UGUUCCCCAAAUUAAGUUGAGGAGAAAUGAGACAGAAAAAAGCCCGAAACUAGAAGAUCUUUCAUCAUCUCUGUGAAAGAGAGUCGUCGGAAGUGGAAGGCAUAGCUGGUAAAAUAGCAGCAGAUGGCAACCACAGCAUGUUUCGUCAUCGUCAGCAGAAACGACAUCCCUAUUUACGAAGCUGAAGUCGGAUCCGCUGCCAAAAGAGAAGAUGCUGCUCAGCUGCAUCAGUUUAUAUUACAUGCUGCUCUGGAUAUUGUUCAGGACCUUGCCUGGACUACUAGUGCCAUGUACUUGAAAGCAAUAGACCGCUUUAAUGAUCUGGUGGUUUCCGUCUAUGUCACCGCUGGUCAUACACGACUUAUGCUACUUCAUGACUCCCGUAAUGAUGAUGGUAUCAAGAGCUUCUUCCAAGAGGUUCAUGAGCUCUAUAUCAAGACUCUACUUAAUCCCCUCUACCUGCCUGGUUCCCGAAUUACUUCAUCGCAUUUUGAUACCAAAGUCCGUGCCCUUGCACGAAAAUAUCUGUAGGGCCAUGCAUCCUGCGGGAAGACAAGCCCCUGACUUUUUCAGGAUGAGGUGCAAGCUUCCACAAAUAGGGUAUUUGAAGCCUUUUCUUCUUCUUUUUCUGUUUCAUGAUUUUAGUUCAAGACUGUUACUUGUAAAACAACGAUGUUUAGUAAAGAAUUUAGUCCGCCAUAUUUAGGGUAUGUUUAUGUUACGUAUUAGAAACUUUCCGUAUUGCAUUUAUCUUAUGUAUCCUCGCUAACAGUUGUACUGCUAUUACAGAUUGAAAUUUUUUUCGAGGGUCAUACUA